AUGGCGCCGCGCGGGGGCGGGGCGCCGCCCUGGGGUGCGCUUCGGCCCUGACUGGAAACUGAGUAGACUCGGCUGGGAGAUUCCGCCGAGCUGAGGCUGUGGGGCAGGCAGGCCGGAGCAUGGCGGACCAGAUUCCCCUGUACCCCGUGCGCAGCGCGGGCGCCGCAGCCAGCCACAGACGUGCGGCCUACUACAGCUCCGCCGGGCCCGGGCCCGGUGCCGACCGGCGCGGCAGGUACCAGCUGGAGGAUGAGUCUGCCCAUUUGGAUGAAAUGCCACUGAUGAUGUCUGAAGAAGGCUUUGAGAAUGAUGAAAGUGAUUACCACACAUUACCUCGAGCUAGGAUAACACGGAGAAAGAGAGGACUGGAGUGGUUUGUCUGUGGAGGAUGGAAGUUCCUCUGUACCAGUUGCUGUGAUUGGCUAAUAAAUGUUUGUCAAAGGAAGAAAGAGCUAAAAGCUCGAACAGUAUGGCUUGGAUGUCCAGAGAAGUGUGAAGAGAAACAUCCUAGGAAUUCUAUCAAAAAUCAGAAAUACAAUGUAUUUACCUUUAUACCUGGGGUUUUGUAUGAACAAUUCAAGUUUUUCUUGAAUCUCUAUUUUCUGGUAGUGUCCUGCUCACAGUUUGUACCAGCAUUGAAAAUUGGCUACCUCUACACCUACUGGGCUCCUCUGGGAUUUGUUUUGGCCGUUACGAUUGCACGUGAAGCGAUUGAUGAAUUUCGACGUUUUCAGCGAGACAAGGAAAUGAAUUCACAGUUAUAUAGCAAGCUUACAGUAAGAGGUAAAGUUCAAGUUAAGAGCUCAGACAUACAAGUUGGAGACCUCAUCAUAGUGGAAAAGAACCAAAGAAUUCCAUCAGAUAUGGUAUUUCUUAGAACUUCAGAGAAAGCAGGUUCAUGUUUUAUCCGCACGGACCAGCUAGAUGGUGAGACUGACUGGAAGCUGAAGGUGGCGGUGAGCUGCACACAACGGCUGCCAGCCCUCGGGGACCUUUUUUCUAUCAGUGCCUAUGUUUAUGCUCAGAAGCCACAACUGGAUAUUCAUAGCUUUGAAGGAACAUUUACCAGGGAAGACAGUGAUCCUCCCAUUCAUGAGAGUCUCAGCAUAGAGAACACUCUGUGGGCAAGCACUAUUGUUGCAUCAGGUACUGUAAUAGGUGUUGUCAUUUAUACUGGAAAAGAGACUCGAAGUGUAAUGAACACAUCCAAUCCAAAAAAUAAGGUUGGUUUAUUGGACCUCGAACUCAAUCAGCUGACAAAGGCGCUAUUUCUGGCUUUAGUUGUUCUUUCUGUUGUUAUGGUAACCUUACAGGGAUUUGCAGGCCCAUGGUACCGUAAUCUUUUUCGGUUCCUCCUUCUCUUUUCCUACAUCAUUCCCAUAAGUCUGCGAGUAAACUUGGAUAUGGGCAAAGCAGCAUAUGGAUGGAUGAUUAUGAAAGAUGAGAAUAUUCCUGGUACAGUUGUUCGGACCAGCACAAUACCAGAAGAACUUGGACGCCUGGUGUACUUACUGACAGACAAAACAGGGACGCUCACUCAGAAUGAAAUGGUAUUUAAGCGGCUCCAUCUGGGCACUGUCUCCUACGGAACGGACACUAUGGACGAAAUCCAAAGUCACGUCCUGAAUUCCUACCUGCAGGUACACUCACAGCCAAGUGGGCACAACCCAAGCUCUGCUCCACUGAGAAGAAGCCAGUCCUCAACGCCUAAAGUCAAGAAGAGCGUCAGCAGUAGAAUCCAUGAAGCAGUGAAAGCCAUUGCCCUUUGUCAUAAUGUCACUCCUGUGUAUGAGGCUCGGGCUGGCAUCACUGGGGAGACUGAGUUUGCUGAAGCAGACCAAGACUUUAGUGAUGAGAACCGCACCUACCAGGCCUCCAGCCCCGAUGAGGUGGCACUGGUACGAUGGACAGAGAGUGUUGGGCUCACUCUGAUCAGCAGGGAUCUUGCUUCCAUGCAGCUGAAGACCCCCAGUGGCCAGGUCUUGACCUACUGCAUCCUACAGAUGUUCCCCUUCACCUCCGAGAGCAAGCGGAUGGGCAUCAUAGUCAGAGAUGAAUCCACAGCAGAAAUUACAUUCUAUAUGAAAGGUGCUGAUGUCGCAAUGUCCACCAUUGUCCAGUACAAUGAUUGGCUAGAAGAGGAGUGUGGAAACAUGGCACGAGAGGGCCUGCGAACCCUUGUGGUAGCCAAGAGGACUCUGACAGAAGAGCAAUACCAGGAUUUUGAGAGCCGAUACAGUCAAGCCAAACUGAGUAUCCAUGACCGGGCUCUGAAAGUCGCUGCUGUUGUAGAAAGCCUGGAGAGAGAGAUGGAGCUGUUGUGCCUCACUGGGGUGGAGGACCAGCUGCAAGCUGAUGUGAGGCCCACACUAGAGAUGCUGCGCAAUGCAGGGAUCAAGAUUUGGAUGCUAACAGGCGAUAAACUGGAAACAGCUACUUGUAUUGCCAAAAGCUCACACUUGGUGUCCAGAACACAAGACAUUCAUGUUUUCAGACCAGUAACCAGUCGGGGAGAAGCCCAUUUGGAGCUAAAUGCGUUUAGAAGGAAGCAUGACUGUGCACUGGUUAUAUCUGGGGAUUCUCUGGAGGUCUGCCUGAGGUACUACGAGCAUGAACUUGUGGAGCUGGCCUGCCAGUGCCCUGCUGUGGUCUGCUGCCGCUGCUCACCCACCCAGAAGGCCCACAUCGUGACCCUGUUACGCCAGCAUACCAGAAAGCGCACCUGUGCCAUCGGCGACGGAGGGAAUGACGUGAGCAUGAUCCAGGCUGCUGACUGUGGGAUUGGGAUUGAAGGAAAGGAGGGCAAACAGGCUUCUCUGGCAGCGGACUUCUCCAUCACACAGUUCAGACACAUCGGCAGGCUGCUCAUGGUGCACGGACGGAACAGCUACAAACGGUCUGCAGCACUUGGCCAGUUUGUCAUGCACAGGGGCCUCAUCAUCUCCACCAUGCAGGCUGUGUUUUCUUCAGUCUUCUACUUUGCAUCUGUACCGCUGUACCAGGGAUUCCUUAUGGUAGGGUAUGCAACUAUCUACACCAUGUUCCCAGUGUUCUCCUUAGUGUUGGACCAAGAUGUAAAGCCAGAGAUGGCGAUUCUCUACCCAGAGCUGUACAAGGACCUCACCAAGGGAAGAUCCCUUUCCUUCAAGACCUUCCUCAUCUGGGUUUUGAUCAGUAUUUACCAAGGAGGCAUCCUCAUGUAUGGGGCACUGCUGCUCUUCGAGGACGAGUUUGUCCAUGUUGUGGCCAUCUCCUUCACAGCGCUGAUCCUGACCGAGCUGCUCAUGGUGGCCCUGACUAUCAGGACGUGGCACUGGCUGAUGGUUGUGGCGGAGUUCCUCAGUCUGGGCUGCUAUGUCGCCUCACUUGCUUUUCUAAAUGAGUAUUUUGGUAUAGGCAGAGUGUCUUUUGGCGCUUUCUUAGAUGUUGCCUUCAUCACAACCGUGACCUUCUUGUGGAAAGUGUCAGCCAUCACUGUGGUCAGCUGCCUCCCACUCUACGUGCUCAAGUACUUGAAGAGAAAGCUGUCCCCUCCCAGCUACUCCAAGCUGUCCUCCUGAGUGGGGCAUGAGGCCAGGUAGAGACUCAUGCGCUGGGCAGCAUGAGGGACUGGCACUGCUGGCGGGCUGAGGGCGAGCUCACCCAGCAUUGCACUGCGUGAACAGCUACUGAGAGGAAGUGACAGCCUCGGCACAGCUGGGCAGGCUUCGCUCCUGAGCGCCAGAAGUGUAAUUUCUGCGGUGGUGAACUGCAGAAAGCCAUUCCUGAUCAGACUGCAGGGGCCAUGCCUGCACAUGCCAUUGCACCUCAGGAGACAGUGGGUAACUCGUCCUCUUCAGAUGCAGUUUUGCUUUUCAGCGGACACCACACACACAAGCCCAGGUGGCCAAGCGGUGACACUGCUGUCCUAAUUCCGUUGCAGCUAUGAAUGUAAACCAUUCCUCAAGGCACUGCUGUUAGCUGAUGCAUUUUAUAUCUGUAAAACCAUACUCAGAACUGUUUACGUAGAACUCAGCUGUCCUGUGCUGCCACAGCACCAACCACAAUGCUUUGCUCCCUGAGUAGGAGUCCUCGUCCGUGUGCUUAUACCCGGCACUCGUCUGAGCCUGUGAUGGCAGAGCCUCUGUCGAAGGCUGCACUGAGGGCUCAUGGGAGCUCUUUAGAGGAAUUCUGGCCUUAGAGUUAGCCCCAGGAGUUGUGCGUGCAGCUCUGCACUGUACAGCGUGUUCCUGUCACACAGUGGACCUCUUGGCCUCGGCUCUUCACGCUCGGGAGCAGGCUGUGGGAGUCUCCUUUGCACUAGUACUUUGUAUAUGCCUGUGCUCUUCAGCUUGACCUCCCCUCAGACGUGGCCACUGAGACCCUGACUUCCUUGGGGAAGGAAGCGCACGCUGUGAGAGGAGCCUUGGGGAGAGCCUUAACCGGCCGUGAGUGUGUGCAGGCCCUCCACCCGCUCCUCCCUGUGAGCAAAUAAAGCUGCUCAGCCAUCCAUCCCAGAUGCCUUUGACCUGAGCGCCUUUGUUCUUAGCAACCUGUGAGCAUAUUCCCCUGACAGACGAAACUGCAACCAGAAAAGCUGUUUCUCCCAUUCUCCACACGGUGUCACUGUUUGCUGACAGUUCACGGGCUGGUUUCCUCCCUGCUCUAAGAGGGAGCCCAGACCAGCUUGUCUGACCUCAGCUUAUCUGACCUGACUUCGAGAUGCCCCCAUGCCCUCAUUGAUACAGCGUGAAUUAAGAAAGUGCCAGAAGGCUAUGAGCCAAGGCCACAGUGCCAGGGUCAGGGUGUAGACUGAGUGCUGGUCACUCACUCCUCCUGUAUGCUGGGUAGAAAGGAACACACAGGAAGCUAACAGCAUGCUUGUCAAGAGUUAUAGAAAGCCUCACAAGACCAUGAACCUCUGCGGUUCAGCUGCUUUGAUGCAGAGCAGACCUUCCCACAGUGGUGAAUAUGGAACAGCAGGAGGAGUCAGGCUUGAGAAGUCGAGAUGCACCAAGUCCUAGUUAGAAGCUGUGGGAAGCCACUGUGGUUUCUCAUCCUUGAAGUGAACAGCAUCUGCCCCUCAGGAUGCCGCUGUUGGGUCACACGAGACAAGGAUGGGAGGAAGCCCUGGUCAUACACCUGGCACACAGUGACUCAGGAGGACUGAAGAAAACUGCUUAAUAAAGGAUCAUUACCUGACCUAGCUCAGUCCUACAAGGGAGCUUGUCAAGUGUCAGGGGAAACGAGUCACCUUGAGGGGCAGCAUUGUGUUCCUGCUGGCUUCUGAGACAACCUUGUGGGUGUAGUUUUAAAUUCUAGAGCUUCUUGGCUCCAGAGAUUCUCAUGGACAGGCUUGCCUGCUGGUGAGCACUAUCCAGCCCUCACAGGGCUUCUGUGUCUUCUGCAGGCCUCCUUCCCUGCCAUAAAGAAAGGGCCUCUGGGUUGUUGAA
This is a messenger RNA of Mus musculus (house mouse), 5432 nucleotides long. RefSeq names its product ATPase, class II, type 9B (gene Atp9b). Gene Ontology annotation, cellular component: endomembrane system; cytoplasm; Golgi apparatus. Gene Ontology annotation, biological process: phospholipid transport. Gene Ontology annotation, molecular function: magnesium ion binding; ATPase-coupled intramembrane lipid carrier activity; ATP hydrolysis activity. The record is from RefSeq and is marked validated. The transcript has 30 exons. The coding region runs from base 120 to 3560 and encodes 1146 amino acids. NCBI's taxonomy places the organism in Eukaryota, Metazoa, Chordata, Mammalia, Rodentia, Muridae.